Dichomitus squalens LYAD-421 SS1 is the source of this 366-nucleotide messenger RNA. RefSeq lists its product as uncharacterized. The transcript has 3 exons. The annotation marks the transcript as partial. The record is from RefSeq and is a predicted model, not a curated record. Lineage: Eukaryota; Fungi; Basidiomycota; Agaricomycetes; Polyporales; Polyporaceae.
UGCAGCAAAUGCAAGACGCAGUACGCCUCGCAAGAGCUGCUGCAACAGCACUUCAACCAGUCGACCAUGCACCAUACCUGCAAGACGUGCGGGCUGGGCUUCGAGACGGCGGCGUCUUGGGCUACGGUCAAGCAAGCUUUGCAAAAGCAUUACAGCGAUUCGCCAUUACACCCGAUUUGUCGUGCUUGUGGACUGGGGUUUGAAUCAAUACUCCCUUGGGCGGCGGUGAGUUCACUUAUAGAAACGGUUCACACCCAUUUCGCAUGUAACAAGUGUAAUCAACGCUUUUCCUCGGACAUGCUGUUAAGGGAGCAUUACACCGAGUCGCCCUUGCAUCCGACAUGUCACACCUGCGGCUUGGGGUUC